CAGAGAGUUGAUUACUGCGCAUCAACGGGAAUGUUACAUGUUAAUUAUUGCAUGUUGUGUUUCUUUCGUGUAAUUUCCUAAGCUACUGUUUCUGCGUGUUUGCUGUCGGUUUCAUUAAAGUUGUUCCCGCAUCCAUCGUCUGUGUGAGAUGGGAAUCCUCCGGUUCUACAAAACACCUGGUCUAAAAGCGGGCCAGCUGAAGAACAAACUGCGCAAGGUCACGCAAAUCGAGGCUUCGGUAAUUGCUCUUGAGACCGAAACAUGUUAUUACGUGGAAACGACAGAUUCACUGAACGAGAAAGAAGUUCGUACAUUAAAAUGGAUCUUAGCACCACCUUUUGAACGGGAAUGUUUUCGGUCCAGCAGCGUUUUUGACGACGUUCAAGAUGCUACUAUUAUCGAAAUUGGACCCAGGCUGAAUUUUUCAACAGCAUUUUCCAGCAACGCAGUUUCCAUCUGUAAAUCUGUCAAGUUAGACAAAAUAACAAGAAUUGAAACUGCAGUCAGAUACAACAUCAAGCAUACAGGAACAUUUAGCAAAGAAGUAGAAAAUGCUAUUGUAAACGUUUUGGGAGAUAAGAUGACAGAAUGCAGAUAUUUAAAACCUAUCGAAACGUUUGAUCACGGUUUCAAACCCGAAAAAUGGUUUGAAGUCGAUGUAAUGAAAAAAGGCAGAAAGGCAUUGGAAGAAGUCAACUCGAAAUUAGGUCUGGCAUUUGAUGACUGGGACUUAGAUUUUUAUACAGAAUUGUUUCUUCAGAAACUAAAACGCAAUCCGACUAGCGUGGAAUGCUUUGACCUAGCUCAAUCGAACAGCGAACACAGUCGCCAUUGGUUCUUCAAAGGACGUAUUGUUUUGGACGGUGAAGAGAAAGAACAAUCCUUAAUCGACAUGAUCAUAGACACGCAAAAUUACUCGCAUCCGAAUAACGUGAUUAAAUUUAGCGAUAACAGCAGCGCGAUCGAAGGAUAUCAAGUCCCCGUUCUGCGUCCUACCAAAUCUGACAGAUGCAGCAAUUUCGGAAAGAACUGCACGGGCCAGCAUCUUAUCUUCACAGCAGAAACUCAUAAUUUUCCAACUGGUGUCGCACCUUUUAGUGGAGCCACAACAGGUACCGGGGGUCGAUUGAGAGACAUUCAAGCAAUUGGAAGAGGAGGAAAUUACAUAGCGGGCACUGCUGGUUACAGUGUUGGCAAUCUUCUCAUUCCAGGGUAUAAUUUGCCAUGGGAAGACAAGAAUGCAGUUUAUCCUAACAAUAUGGCGUUGCCAUUAGAAAUAUUAAUUGAAGCAAGUAACGGCGCUUCCGAUUACGGCAAUAAAUUUGGAGAACCGGUUAUCUGCGGCUUCGUGCGUUCCUACGGUAGAACAGACGAUGCGAGAGUCAGACGAGAGUGGAUCAAGCCUAUCAUGUUCAGCGGAGGUCUGGGAACUAUGGAUGAGAAUCUUAUUAACAAGAUUCCAGCGGAACGGGGCAUGAAAGUGGUCAAAAUCGGCGGACCCGUCUAUCGAAUCGGCGUGGGUGGCGGUUCGGCGAGUUCUGUGGAGGUGCAGGGUGACAACAGCGAGGAACUUGAUUUCGGUGCGGUUCAACGCGGUGAUCCUGAGAUGGAGCAGAAACUGAAUCGUGUGGUGCGCGCGUGCGUAGAAAUGGAGAACAAUCCGAUUCUCAGUAUUCACGAUCAGGGCGCGGGCGGCAACGGUAAUGUUCUGAAGGAGCUGGUGGAACCUGCUGGCGCCGUGAUCUUCACGAAGACCUUCGAUCUCGGCGAUCCCAGCAUUAGCACGCUGGAGCUCUGGGGCGCGGAGUACCAAGAGAGCAACGCAAUUCUGUGCAAGCCAGAAGACAGCGAUUUGCUGAAGAGAAUAGCCGCGCGUGAAAAAUGUCCGAUCAACUUUGUCGGUACCGUCACUGGAAAUGGAAAAAUCAUCGUUUCCGAAGAGGACAACACUGACGAAUCCAAGUAUCUCGAGGAUCAAGAUAAAAGUCUAGAUAGCGAUAAGCAUCCGGUGAAUCUGGAAUUAGAGGUUAUUCUUGGAAAAAUGCCUCGUAAAGUCUUCAAUCUACAGAGAGCAUCCCAACAGAAGUUUUCACUGAAGUUAGAUGAAGUAACUGUGGUUCAGGCUUUAGACAGAGUUCUUCGGCUACCUUCUGUGGCUUGCAAGCGGUAUCUGACAAGCAAGGUCGAUCGUUGCGUGACUGGUUUGAUAGCUCAGCAACAAUGCGUCGGUCCUUUGCAUACUCCCGUGGCAGACGUCGCUGUAGCAGCCGUUUCGUAUUUCUCUAACAAGGGCAUCGCGACUUCAAUCGGCGAGCAACCGAUUAAAGGACUUGUGAAUGAAGAGGCCGGCGCGCGAAUGACAGUGGCUGAGGCUCUGAGCAAUCUGGUGUUCGCGCCGAUUACCGAUCUGAGAGACGUAAAGUGUAGCGGCAAUUGGAUGUGGCCGGCGAAACUUCCGGGUGAGGGCGCGGCGCUUUAUAACGCCUGCUCGGCGAUGUGCUCGCUAAUGAAGGAGCUCGGGAUCGCAAUCGAUGGCGGCAAGGACUCGCUCAGUAUGGCCGCGCGUAUCGGCAAGGACGUCGUCAAGGCACCUGGCACUCUUGUCGUAUCUUGUUACGCUCCUUGUGACGAUAUCGAAAAGGUGAUCACACCGGAUCUUAAAGCCCCCGCCAAAGGAAAAGAAGGUUGUCUGAUCUUCGUCGAUCUGUCUAAAGGGAAGAGCCGGCUCGGAGGAACGGCCUUGGCUCAAGUCUUCAACCAGUUGGGUGAUGACGUGCCAGAUAUCGAAGACGCAGAAAUUCUCAAGAACGCCUUCGUUGCCACUCAGUGGCUAAUCGCUAACUGUUACGUUCUCGCUGGCCACGACGUCAGCGACGGCGGGUUGAUCACGUGUCUCUUGGAAAUGUGCUUCGGUGGUAUAUCCGGAAUAGAGGUCGACAUAAGUCAUAGAUCCGCGUCCGCCGUUGAGAUUUUAUACUCCGAGGAGGUCGGCUGGGUGUUAGAAGUCGAUGAGCAUCACAAAAAUAAAGUGUUAGAAAUAUUCCAGUAUUACAACGACGUUCCUGCGUACGUAAUCGGAAAAUCCGUAGGUCUCGGGAUACACUCCAAAGUGACUAUCAAAGUGCACAAUAAAAUCGUUUUGGACACUACUGUAUACAAGACGAUGAGAAUCUGGGAAGACACGAGUUAUCAACUGGAAUGCCAUCAAACGAAUCCUAUCUGCGCCCAAGAGGAAUACGACGGUCUUGAGAAACGAACCGUUCCCGCCUAUCAUCUGACGUUCGAUCCGAGAGAUCGGCCGAAGUUGGGCGAAGAGAUCAAGGUAGCUGUUAUAAGAGAGGAAGGUAUCAAUGGAGACCGAGAAAUGGCGGCCUGUCUGCAGAAAGCCGGUUUCGACGUCUGGGAUGUCACAAUGCAGGAUUUGCUGGAGAAUCGCGUCACCUUGGAAGUUUUCAGAGGUGUUAUCUUCCCCGGUGGCUUCAGCUACGCUGAUGUUUGCGGCUCCGCCAAAGGAUGGGCGGCUACUUUUCUCUUCCAUCCGUCUCUGCGCGAACAGCUGCAGCGAUUCAUCGAUCGGGAGGAUACUUUCAGUCUGGGAGUUUGUAAUGGCUGUCAGCUGAUGAGCAUGCUAAACUGGGUGGGCGACGAAGACAACGCUAAAAACGAAUCGGGAAUUCACUUGGAUCACAAUCUCUCGGGGAGAUUCGAGUGCAGAUGGAGUACCGUCAGAAUCGAAAAUUCGCCCUCAAUUAUGUUGAGAGAUAUGGCAGGUAGCGUUCUCGGGAUAUGGGUGGCUCACGGGGAAGGCAGAUUUACUUUCCGCGAAGAUGUUUUGAAGAAUCUCGAAAAAAAUCACUGCUUGCCGAUCAGAUACACGGAUGAUCAAGGCAACUCUACUGAACGAUAUCCAAUGAAUCCAAACGGCAGCGUAAAGGGUAUCGCGGCUGUUUGCUCCAAAAACGGUCGACAUUUAGCGAUGAUGCCGCACCCGGAGAGAUGUACAGAAGUGUGGCAGUGGCCUUGGAAACCGUCGCAGUGGACAAAAGAGUGGAACAACGAUAAAAAAUGCUUCGAGAACUACAAAAUGUCGGCGUGGCAACGACUUUUCGAUAAUGCAUAUUUCUGGUGCCAGAACAACUAAUUAAAAAAAAGUUAUUUAGUCCAAUUGAAGAAUAUAUUGGAUUGUGUUCGGAAAGCAAAGCGUUUCCAAUAGAUACGGUAUUUUAUGUCUGAUACACGUAGAUGAGAUAUCGCGCAGAUAGAUCGAACAAUAUCGUAUAUGAGCAUUUACAGAAACUAAAUUAUGUGUGUGUCAAUACGAUGAGUCUUUAAAUUUUAUUAAAAACCGCUACGUACUUUCCGAACAAUCAAAUAUUUUGCUGCAAUCAGACAACAAUUUUUAUUGCUCUAUAUAUAUGUUUAUAUAUGUAUAUUUUUAUAUUUCUCAAAAUUUUUUCAACAAAAUAUCUACAACAUGUAAAUAAAAACGAGAUUCGAAACAUUUCUUUAGCAAUGUAUAUUAAGAUAUCGUGUUUUAUCUUCGCGCCGUUUACGGGCGAUUUUUUUUUUCUUAAUGUUGCCGCCA
Molecule: messenger RNA, 4585 nt
Organism: Pseudomyrmex gracilis
Lineage: Eukaryota; Metazoa; Arthropoda; Insecta; Hymenoptera; Formicidae
Gene: Pfas
Product: phosphoribosylformylglycinamidine synthase
Exons: 10
Coding region: 149-4141 (1330 amino acids)
Biological process (GO): 'de novo' IMP biosynthetic process
Molecular function (GO): phosphoribosylformylglycinamidine synthase activity
Source: RefSeq, a predicted model, not a curated record